UCGGUUGAUGUCCUCACAGGCCAUAGACGCCUACGGCCCCGAAGCCGAGGCUAUAAGGCAAAAGCUAGGGAAAGAACUCGGAGCUUCGCAGGGAGGAGAGGAGAAGAGUGAACUCAGUCUCGAGUGUGAUUGCCAGCUCCAGCUCCGCCCCCAAAUCCCCUCCGCUGUUAGGAUGCCGGAGAGGCACCGCGAGUCAUCCCAUUCGCCCAUUCGGGAUUUACACUCUUACGCCAAUCACUGAUGUUUAAGAGCUUGAACGUUACGGCGAGGGUCUUCGAGCGCCAAAUCGUCCAGCCCCGUCCCAGCGCUAGUGUUAAUUCUGUUCGGCAGUUUUAUGAAAAUUUUGUUCCAAGUUGUACCAUAUAUGACAUUGAUUGUCCGGAUAAUUCAUUCCGCAAGAUUACUGAUGAUGGGAAAUAUUUAAUAAGUUUCAGCAGAAAUCACCAGGAGCUGAUAGUUUACAGGCCUACAUGGCUAUCCUUUUCAUACAAAGGUGAGGAUUGCGAUUCAGAUGCUCUGUCUCAGAGAGCAAAGAGGUUUGACAGCUUCUUUAUCCAUCUGUACACUGUAUCACUUGCAACAAGUAAUGAGUUUAUUUGCAAAGAAUUCUUUCUGUAUCUGGAGGGUUUGGAAUUUGGCAUAUUUGCAACCUCUACUGCACUAUCUCAUGAGGCGCCUGCUACUGAGGGCGCAGUCAAUGGAGUUCAAUGUAUAGAAAGAAUUGUAUUUCAUCUUGUGAGGUUAGAAGAUGGUUUUGUAUUGGAUGAGAAGGUCUUCUGCAAUGACUUUGUCAAUUUGAACCACAGCAUGGGCGUUUUCUUGCAUGAGGAUCUGUUGUGUAUAAUGUCACUGCGUUACCAGGCAAUACACAUUGUACAGAUUACGGAUUCUGGAAACCUUGUCGACGUUAGGAUAGUAGGCACAUUUUGCCAUGAAGAUGAUGAAUUGUUUAUUGGGUCACAUAUUCAGGUUACAGAGGGACAAAUUUUUCUUAGUGGCAUCAAACAGAGGUUGCUUUCUUAUAUUUUUCGCAAGCAUUGGAGUGAGGAAACGGAUCAAACAUUGAGGAUUCAACAUCUGAAGAAAAAGUUUUAUUUUCAUUUUCAAGAUUACAUUGAUCUAAUCAUGUGGAAGGUACAGUUUUUGGAUCGUCAUCAUCUUUUAAUCAAGUUUGGUAGUGUAGAUGGAGUGGUUUCUCGUACCACUGAACAACAUCCAUCUUUUUUCGCUGUGUACAACAUAGAAAAAGCUGAAAUUAUCUCAUUUUUUCAGAAUUCCACAGAGGAGCUCUACUAUUUAUAUGAGCAGUUUUGCGAUCAUUUUACGGCAUCCUCAAGAUCCUCUUUGCAUGCAAAUUUCAUCUCUUCUCACUCAAACAAUAUCUAUGCUUUUGAUCAACUGUGUGUAAUAAAAAAUAGAGCAAGCAACUUUUUACAGUUUGUGAAGAAGAUGGUGUCAUCAUUGCCUUACACAUGCCAGUCUCAAAGCCCUUCGCCGUACUUUGAUCUCUCAUUAUUUCGGUAUGACGAGAAGCUAAUUUCUGCUACUGAUCGGCAUAGAUACUCAACUGAGCAUCCUAUUAAAUUUAUUUCAAGGAGGCAGCCUCACAUCCUCAAAUUUAAGAUAAAGCCAGGUUCAGAAGCAAGUGGUUCAGAUGCAAGGCCAAAGAGAAUAUCAUCAUUCUUAUUUCAUCCCUACUUACCACUCGCCAUUUCCAUCCAGCAGACCUUCAUGCAACCAACUGUUGUGAAUAUACAUUUCAGAAGAUGAUCCAAAGUUUCUUCAUCUCAGAAAUAUUGCAGUACUGUUUUUAUUUCAGCAUUUGGUGAAUUUCUUUAUUUUUUUCCACAAUAUUCUUAUUGCAGUAUGAAGUUUGUGUGGUUGAAAAUCUUUAGAAAGUUUCUGCAAUUGACAUAUUAUAUCCCUUGAAAUGAACUGAACAUUCCAUAUUUCUUUCA
Molecule: messenger RNA, 1958 nt
Organism: Dendrobium catenatum
Lineage: Eukaryota; Viridiplantae; Streptophyta; Magnoliopsida; Asparagales; Orchidaceae
Product: light-mediated development protein DET1
Exons: 11
Coding region: 241-1770 (509 amino acids)
Biological process (GO): positive regulation of proteasomal ubiquitin-dependent protein catabolic process; protein ubiquitination
Cellular component (GO): cullin-RING ubiquitin ligase complex; nucleus
Molecular function (GO): ubiquitin protein ligase binding; ubiquitin-like ligase-substrate adaptor activity
Source: RefSeq, a predicted model, not a curated record